Molecule: messenger RNA, 2362 nt
Organism: Rhizophagus irregularis DAOM 181602=DAOM 197198
Lineage: Eukaryota; Fungi; Glomeromycota; Glomeromycetes; Glomerales; Glomeraceae
Biological process (GO): protein phosphorylation
Molecular function (GO): ATP binding; protein serine/threonine kinase activity; protein binding
Source: RefSeq, a predicted model, not a curated record
AAAAAAAUUCGUGUUUUUAAACCUUACGUAUACCCUUGAAAAUGGCGUCAAAAACAAUAAGUGAGUGGAUUAACUUAAGAAAAGAAAAUGAAGACAUAAAUUAUUUUGAAUAUGAUGAAUUCAUUAAUGUGGAAAAAAUUGGCAAAGGAGGGUUUGGAAUUGUAAGUAAAGCUUAUUGGAAAAGUGGUAGGAUUACUUUGGCAUUAAAAACACUUUUUAACGAGUCCAUCGAUGAAAAAAAUGCGAAGAAGUUUCUUAAAGAAUUAAAAAAUUUAAGAAUAGUUGGUUUUCAUCCAAAUAUAAAUCAAUUUUGUGGCAUUACGAAAGAUAUAUCUUUAAAUAAAUACGUAAUGGUAUUACAAUAUGCUACUCAGGGAAAUUUAAGAGAUUAUUUAAAAAAGAAUUUUUCUUCGCUUGAAUGGAACGAUAAAAUUCGGAUGGCUUUGGAUAUUGCUCGUGGAUUGACGUGUUUACAUAACAGAGAAAUAAUUCAUAGAGAUUUGCACUCGAUGAACAUAUUAGUUCAUGAUAAUAGAUUGAUGAUUGCAGACUUCGGAUUGUCUAAACAGUUAACAAUUGAACCAACCGUUGAUUCCACAUCACAUUCAACAAUUUAUGGAAUACAUGCAUAUAUUGAACCAAAAUGCUUACUAGAUAAAAAUUAUAAAAAAGAUAAGAGAUCUGAUAUUUACAGUUUAGGUGUUCUUUUAUGGGAGAUAACGAGCGGACAUCCACCUUUUCCAAAUACUCCAUAUAAUGAACGAAUUCCUUUAUAUCUUCAAGUUUGUAGUGAAGAGUUAAGAGAAGUUCCGAUAGAUAAUACUCCUUCAGAUUAUAUAGAACUUUAUGUGAAAUGUUGGAACGGUGAACCAAAAUUAAGACCAACUAUUGAUAGCGUUUAUGAUACAUUGGAAAAGAUAUCCUUAGGAGACGCUGAGCUUAGAGAAUGUAAACUAAAUCCGAAUUUAUUAAAUCCGUCACAUUUACCACUACAUCCAAAAUCGCAAUCGCAAUCACAAUCACAACUACAACCACAACCAUCUCAACUUCCACAAUCAAAAAAUGGCGAUUUGGUUAUAUCCAAAAUUGAAAAUCAAUUAAAAAACGACAAUGAAGGAGAUGAAAAUCAGAUUUAUACGCUAAAUCAAACUGGAACGCAAAUUGGUACGCCAACGUCAUCUAGUAAUAAUCAAAUCGACAAUCAAUUUUAUACACCGCCAUCAUCCGUUUCAUCUGCUAAUGGUAAAACUGGAACGGAAUCAAUGUCUUCUAUUUCACCUGUUUCACCUACCAUCAGUAAAACUGGAACAGAAUCACCCGUUUCACCUACCAUUAGUAAAACUGGAACGGAAUCACCUAUUUCACCUACCAUUAGUAAAACUGGAACGGAAUCACCUAUUUCACCUACCAUUAGUAAAACUGGGGCGGAAUCACCUGUUUCACCUAUCGUUAGCCAAACCGAAACUAAAAUUGAAACUAACAUUAAUGAUGAUCCAAGUAAUAUUUUAAAUGAAAUUAUUAAAGCUUAUUUAAGAAGAAAUGUCAUUGGGUGGACAAAAAGUUUUGCCUUUGAACAAGUUUUGAUUAAGUAUGUGUCAAAAUCUCAGGAAAUUUUUAAUUAUCUUAAUAGUAACACAACUCUAGAGCAUUAUGAAGUGAUAGUUGGAAUAUUUUAUCAUAAAGGAUUUGGAAUAGAUGAAAACGACAGUACAGCUUUUGAAUGGCAUAUGAAAGCAAGCAAAAAAAAUGAUAUAAAUGGUCAUUAUGAAGUCGGAAAAUGCUACAGUGUAGGGUGUGGUGUUAAGAAAAAUGAUGAUAAAGCAUUUGAAUAUUUUCAACGUGCCGCUGAUGGUGAAUUAAAUAUAGCUUUAUAUCAUCUCGCAGCUUGUUAUAAACAUGGUGAUGGUAUACAAAAGGAUAAUUUUAAAGUAUUUGAAUUAUAUAAAAAAUCUGCCGAGAAGGGAUUUGUACCAUCUCAACAACAUUUGGCUAGUUUUUAUAAAGAUGGCGUAGAAGGUACUCAACAAAAUAUUAAGGAAGCACUGAAAUGGUAUAAAAAAUAUGAUGAAAAUGGUGGGACUUAUAAUGUAAAAAAUGAUAUUAAAAAUUUGAAAAAUUCGAAUAAAAAAUCAUCGAAGAAGUGAUAAGUUAUCGCGUAGAAUUACCCGUUCCACAAACAUUUUUCGUUUCCAAUAUAUGGCGGAAAAUUCUGCAAAUUUUAUUCUUCAAAUAUUGCGCGACUAUUUAUCAAGUUUAUCCUACAAGGUUAAGCUGGGGUAUUAUUCAUAUCCGUUAAACCAUAAGUUCAUCCAUGUACUUUUUUUUUCAUAUUUUUUUUUCUUUUUUUUUUUCCGGCUUUUCA